Messenger RNA from Oikopleura dioica, 1866 nucleotides. The record is from the annotation of a GenBank genome assembly. Lineage: Eukaryota; Metazoa; Chordata; Appendicularia; Copelata; Oikopleuridae.
AUGAGUGGCCCAACAGAGCAGAUUCUCGUAACUGCUGUUCAUCUCACUUCUGAUGGGUUUCUCCAGGUCUGGGGGAAUUCUGCGCUGAAGGAGCGCUCAGAAUACUCCAUUCCUUCCAAUAGAGAAGCAAUACUUGAAGGAACAUCGCCUUCUUUGAACGCCAUCUCUCCGGACAAAAUCUACCUCUCACUUGACCCCGAAGAUGGCUACUGGUACCGCUGCCGCGUUCUGGAGCUCGUCGACCGGACCCACAUGAACUACGCUCGCCUUCUCUUCAUCGACACUGGCGGCCAAACGACCAAGUCCUACGCGGAUCUAAUCGUCACGGACGACGAAAACCUCCUCGGCGCCGCAAAAUGCUUCCAGCUCAAGGGAAUCAAGCCUCCUCAGUCGAACGAGCUCUGGUGCGAAAUCGCAAUGGACGCGCUUGGCACACUGUUGCACCACACUGUCUUAAUUGAAGACAUCACUGUUCGGCGAAGCGAAGGGCCGAGAAAUAUCGACCUUUAUGUAGGCGAAUGUCAGGAUGUCUUGCGAACACUGUUCACGUAUAAAGUCGCGAAAUACGCCCCAACAAACGGAGAAAGAAAGCCAGAAAAUGUCCGCAUCUGGCACAUUGAAUCGCCCCUCAGCUUCUGGGUCGUUCCGGUUUCUUCGGAGGGCGACGCGAGGCUGCUAGAAUACAUCAUCAACCACGAGCACUAUACUUCGAAAAUCAAGCCAUUGCACAAGAAAUCAAUCCGCCGCGGUGUCCUCUGUCUCGUUUACAGUAAACAUAUCAGCCCAUAUUAUCAGUUCGACAAACAAUCCUUUGCCAACCGCGACGAUGAUCGGAUACUCGCCCGCGGGCACAUUCUUUACGUCGAGAAACAAGUUGACGAAGGCUGCGUAGUUGUUCAACUGGUCGAUUAUGGACGACGAGAGCGAAUUCCCUUCACUCAAAUUUACGAAAUCACUCAAAUCAGCGACAUUGUCAAGGUUCAUCCUCCGAUGGUGAAGAAAUACGCUCUGCAAGGGUUGAAAUCUCGAGUUCGAUGCGCAAAAAUGGCUUGCCCCUUUGCCCAGAAAAUUGUGAAGCAAGCAAAGGCUGACUUUUACGAUUUCGCUCACUACGCAGUUGAAGGUGACGAAGUAGCAGAAAGGCGAAUCUUCGAAUCUGUGCCAUCUACUAAAGAUCCUACUCGAACAGACCUGUUUUUUGACGGGAACAACUUGUGUGAGGAAUUGAUCUCCGAGUAUAUGUGGAAUGUACAUGACUGUGGAUAUUCUACCGCUUCGAGUGACGAGUCAGAAAAGAUGGAAACAGUUCAAGUCUCGCCUGGGGUCCUUUACGAUGUAAAGAUUGAAAACGUCGACGAAUAUAGCGAAAAUGGAAAUGGUGUUUACGCGAUUCUAACUGAAUUCGAAGAACAACUUUCUUCCCUGAAUGAAAAACUAACCCAGGCAAAUUUGGAGGCCAUGAGAGACGAAGACAUAACUGCUGGUCGAGCGUGUGUGGCACUUUGGGAGAAAGACCAGAGAAAGUACGCGUAUCGAGCGGAAAUUCUAGGCGUCUACAGCGAAAGAACAGUCGUUCAUCUUCUAGAUAGCGGAACAAGAAUUAUUAUUUCGAGACUCGAUCCCAGCGAAAAUCUCUUUUACUUGCCCCCAGAAUUCAAACAACUGCCAAAACAAGCGAUUCGCUGCACCUUGCUUCGCAAAAUGAGCGGUGACUACAGAAGUCAUGAUGGUGGAAUUACGAGAGAGUUAAUGGAGAUUCAACAGGAUGAGCGUGUUGUGGGCAUGGAAGUUCUCAAGGAGGUAUUACUGCCGUCUUCAUCCUGGACCACCGAAGUGAAGUACGAAUCGCCACACCAGGAGACUUGA